Molecule: messenger RNA, 3490 nt
Organism: Physella acuta
Lineage: Eukaryota; Metazoa; Mollusca; Gastropoda; Physidae
Product: tolloid-like protein 2
Molecular function (GO): protein binding
Source: RefSeq, a predicted model, not a curated record
CACCGACACACACUCGCGACACGCCAAACACGGCAAGCACGCGACCCGGGUACUGUUAGAGCAUUGGUGGUUGGAUUAAAGGAUUAAGUUCACUGAGGAUUAACAAACGCCAGGAGAACUGUUUGUGGCUGUUGUCUGUUGUAGACACGUAACAAUAGUUACUGUUGUGUCAGUAUGAUGGCUGAUGAUUGGUUACCACCAUGAUGUCAUGUGAUCUUUGGAUGCUUGUAAUGGUUCCUCUCUUCAUCAGUACCAUAGUGCCUUCAAAAGCAACCCACCCCUGCAACUACACAUUCAGCUAUGUGACAGGCCCAGUUGGCAACUUCAGCAGUCCUGGCUUCCCUGGCUACUACCCCUCCCUGCUCAGGUGCACCUACUUCUUUGAUGCAGCCAGGAACGGAGGAGUGGAGAUCAAGUUUGAGGCGUUUGAGCUGGAGGACGAGUUCGAGGAUGAUGAUGUUUGCAGGUAUGACUACAUUGAGGUCUACACCCUGGACUCACAAGGGUUUAAAGCUCUACUCAACAAAUUCUGCGGCAGCAAAAUCCCCCAGACCAUCAUCUCCCCCCAGUCCAAGCUAGAGAUCAAGUUCAUCACUGACCACUGGCAGAACUCUGCUAGAGGCUUUUCUGGCACCUACCGCUUUCUCGGAGAUGAAUGGCAACCGUUUGACCACAAACCUAACCACUGCGGCAGUGAGAACCUCUCUGGUAUUGCUGGCUUCAUCCAGUCCCCCAACUACCCCAAGAAAUACCCCAGGGGUGUCAACUGUUCCUGGGUGAUCAGGGUGCCAGAGAGGCAGCAGAUUCUAGUCCGACUGCUGGACCUGGAUAUAGGAGAAGGACCCAAGUGUGGAGACUCCAAACUUCUACUCUACAACGGUUACGCCACCCCCUUGAGUGUCCAGACACUGGAGUGGUGUGGACACAAGUCCCAUAUGGACGCGGAUGAACUCCAGUAUGUGACCUUCACCAACAGAACUGUGGUCAGAUUUGUCUCAGGGCUCAGAAACAACAACCACAUUGGCUUCAAACUCAUGUGGAUGGCUGUCUCUCUACCUAAAGAGUCGGAAGUCUGUAGGAGCUUCCAGUGUGAAGGGGGCAAGUACUGUUUGAAUGGGCAGCCAUGCAAGCCCCUCCCCAAGUACUGCAUAUCCCAGAAACUGGUGUGUGACGGUGUCAGGAACUGUGGGCCCUUUGAUGAUAGCGAUGAGAGGAAAUGUACCAAAGAGAUCCUCAUCAUUGCUGCCUGCAUCUCUGUACCCAGUAUUGUUCUACUCAUGCUGGUAGUGCUCAUCACCUACUGUUACAAGACCCGGCACGUCAAGAAAUCUUUGUCACAGGACCAGCCACUGACCAACAGUCAGAGUCAGGGUACGACGUCGCACGACUCUUUUCCAAGCAACAGCCGGCAGAUGAUGCUCCACACUAGUUUUAUGGAUGGCGCCAGCCCUUUCACCUCUGAUCCUCCUGACCUCAGCGACACUGACCCGACAGCAGACAACAGUCUCUUCACUGAUGCAGUUACUGGCAGUUUAAAAUCCCACAAAAAGAGGCCUUCAUAUCACAUGAUGCAACUGAACUACGAAGAUGGAAAUUUGAUGACGUCACAGAUCUAAGCAGCAGCCCCACCACUUUACACAGCAAACUCAUCUAAACAUUAAAUUAUUAAUUAUAGAAAAAUUAUGUCUUUUUUAUGCUAAUUACAUUAAUUGUACAGUUAUUUUACAGCAAGAAUUUCUGGACAUGAUAUUUUAUGGUAUAAAAACAUGAGAACUAAAUGUUGUUUGCUUGUCAUGUUGGCCAUUUGUGCAUUGGUGAUGUUGGCCAACUUAUGUGCUAGUGAUGUUGGCCAACUUAUGUGCUAGUGAUGUUGGCCAACUUAUGUGCUAGUGAUGUUGGCCAACUUGUGUGCUAGUGAUGUUGGCCAACUUAUGUGCUAGUGAUGUUGGCCAACUUAUGUGCUAGUGAUGUUGGCCAACUUAUGUGCUAGUGAUGUUGGCCAACUUAUGUGCUAGUGAUGUUGGCCAACUUAUGUGCUAGUGAUGUUGGCCAACUUAUUUGCAAGUGAUGUUUGCCAUCAGUGUAUUGUUAGUUUUGACUGACUUUAUGAGUAAAAAGUUGAACAAUUCUAAAUUGAAAUAUUUUCAAUACCUUGUAUUUAUUUAAGAUCAAAUAGUUACUUUUCAUGACAGCUAAAAUAUUUCCUUGUAAACAUGUUUAAAAAUGUACCCUUACCUCUAGGUGAAUGUGUUAAAAUAAUAUUUGUAUCAUUAAAGUCAAAAGGAUGGGUCAAGCAAAUAUUUCAGCCAAACUAAGUUUUUUGUUCACUGUAGUUUUGUUAACUAGCCCUAACAUCCAAUGUGGCAAGUUGGCCAGCACCUUUGUAUAAAUAUUGUUUUUGACUGGCUGAACUUAACAAGAGCUGUCAUACUCUCUUCUCCUGACUGUGCACUAAAUACAUUCCCACAAAUUUAUAUUUACACUGGCCAUCCUUGAUCUAACUCUCCCAAUGUUCAUUAAUUUAAAACAAAUUGUUUUAACAUAUUUUUUUAACUGAACUCAUAAACUGUUACUAACAAUAAAUUUUAAUUUUUUUUAUUUUCCUGAAUACAACUGUUGAGGUGCUAAAGAAUAACCAUUUUGUUACAUUUUAUUUCAGUUUCAUACAAGGAAAAUGAUAAUUUUAGCAAUAAACUUUCAGCAUUGUCUGCCCCUGUUGUACAUGUAAAAGUAAAACUGGAAUGCAAAUGAGUUAAUUUGAUUAUUUUAAUGAAACUUGUGUUGCAUGUUGCACAAAAUAUUUCAAAUGUCUUUUUUAUAAAAUAAGUAUUAUAUUUUAUUUUAAAAGUCUUUUUUAUAAACUAAGUAUUACAUUUUUUAUCUGUAAUGUUUUAUUUAUCUCUGUUGUUAUAAUUUUUUUUACAAUUUUCAAUUUUACACACUGACUGUAGUUAGGCCCUACAAAAUGUUAUUUUACAAUUGAAGCAAUUAUUGGUACAAAAUUAUACAGUUUGGUAGCUGUGAAUAGUUUUUGUGCAUCUUUAAUUAAUUCAUUAAGUUAUACCUGUGAAGUGUUUUAUAAUUUUAAAAAUGUUUUAGCAGCAAUCAUCAAUUUUAUAUUUAUCCUGUUUACAUUGUUUUCUUUACACAAGUCACACCAGCUGUAUGUCAUUUUUUUUACAUUGUCCAUAUGUUUUUUUUUGUCAAGAUGUUUUAAUUCGGAAAUAUUUUUUAUAUUUGUGUUUUUGAAAUAUUUUUUAUAUUUGUGUUUGUGCCAUUAGGAAACUUUAUUUUUAUCUGUAUUAAAUUUCUUCAUUCAUGGCAAUACAGAGCUGGGUGCAAAUACUGUGGCUUUUUUGUCAGUUAAAAAUGGUACAAGACAACCAAUUCUGAUGUGCAACUUUUUAAAUUGUUGUAUCACUUGGACACUAUUUUAAAUAAUUUAUUUUAUUCUUACUUACUUUUCUAUACUAAAUAAAGACACUUUCUA